AUGGACGACUUCAAGCCCGAGCUGCUCAAGGCUCUCCUCGACUGGGUCAACACUUUCGACCUCCCCCACAGAAUCACGUCGCUGAGCCAGCUCGAAGACGGCCAGAUACUGUGGCAGAUCCUCGCCGACAUCGACGCCGACUACUUCAACGAGUCCCUCCCAAAUUUCGAAGAGAACCACCGCCGCCAAUCAGACAAUUGGAUACCGCGAUGGCAGAACCUCAAAUAUAUCGAGCGCACAACCUCGACCUACAUACGCGAAGAAUGCGAGCAGCUGCCCGUCCUCACCAAGCGCAUGAUACCAGACCUCAAGGCAGGCGCGAGGGAUGGAUCAACAAUGCUCGUUGCAAAGCUCACCAUGGCUGUGCUACUGGCGGCAUGCUUCUCGCCGCGCAGCAACCAGCGCAUGCUGCAGGUCAUGCCCAAGCUGGGCCAGAAGACGGCCGAGACGAUUGCCGAAGCCAUACAAGAGAUGCAGGCCUUGGACCAACGCAUGUCGGAACUAGGCGUCGAUGCCGAGCUGACCUCAGAGCCAGUUCUCUCAGGGUAUAGAACACCCACACGAGCAAUAUCUGGCCAGCCACCCCCGGCAGGCAACGAGUUGGAGCAGGAGGCACAGCUGUUCGAGGCAAACAAGGACAGGCAAGCACUCAAGGCGCAGGUUGGAAAGCUACUUGAGGAGCUCAAGACUUCACGAGAACGCAUAUCCAAGCUCGAAGAAGAAGUCGCAGAAGCGACUGCCUAUCUCGACGUUCGGGCCGGCCAGGCACAACGCGCCCAAUCCGACGAUGUCGAAAACCUACGCAACGACUUACUGCGUGACAGACAGUACAUCGACCAGCUCGAACAAGACCUCGCGCAUACGAGAGAGAUUAUGGAAAGCCAGAAGCGACGUCUCGAUCGGCUAGAGGGCGAGGAAGGAUCCAAACAAGACUUGCGAGAUCAGCUGCAAGUCGUCAAGGCAGAACGCGACGAGCUGAGCCAGAAGGCCAAGGCAAACGAGAAUCUGAAGAAGAAGAUCGAGUCUCUCACCAAGGAAACCAAACAACUGGAGACGCUGCGUGAAGACUACCAACAAGCCCGUGAGCGAUUAGCUCAGCUUGAAGGCGUCGAGGAGCGUAUCGAUAUCCUGCAGAACAUCAUCAAGGAGAACGGUCAAACGCUUGCCAACGGAGAGCAGGCUAUCUUUGAAGAAAAGGGCAAACGCACCCGAAUCGAGCAUGAGAACCUCCUCCUUAUGAAGCAGUUGGAACAGACUCGCGAACUACAGUACAAAGCAGAAGAUGCCAAACAAGAGCUUGAAGAACGGAUACGAGAACUAGAAUCAUCCAAUCAUGCUGACCGUGGAGGAAGCCUGGAAGACGAGCUUGAACAGGACGAGAACGCGAAUCAGGACACCGACACGAAGCCUACAUCUGAUGGACGAGUGAGCGCAGAUGCGAUUGCUCUACAGCAACGGGUCGAUAUCUUGAAUGUGCGUUUGAAGUCGCUAGAAAGCGAGACACUCAAGCAGAUGCAAGAGAAUCUGGGUCUACGGUCUGAUAUGAUGGCGGAGAAGGAUGAGAACAGCCAGAAACCAUUUCUGGAACAGAACGAAAAGCUACAGACUGCUCAAACCGAGCUGGAAGAACUUCGUCGCCGGUUACGAGAACAAGACCUGCAAAUGGCAGAACUUCGCAACGAACUCAACAGGAAAUCCGACAUCGACGACGAUACGCGCACAGCUGCUGUCCAAAAGGAACACGAGCGCCUACUGGUACUGCAAGAGAGGACCAACGACAGACUACGGGAGCUCGAAGUUGCGAAUGCGGAGAAGCAGGGUCUCUUACGAGCAGCGCUGCUCGAUCGCCAAAACCUACCGCCAGAGCUUCUUGAGCUCAAGAGGGUCGAAACGAUACGGGAGAUGCGUGAACGGAUAGAGUCUGUCAUCAAAGCCCCCGCAGAAGUACAACCGCAAGUGCUAGAUACCACGAGUUCGGAGAUCGCCGAGACUGUGCUAUCCUCCGAAGCAGCUCUGGACAAAGCAAAGAAGGACCUGCAAGACCAACUCACAACUAACAGCACACUUCGCGAGCAACUCGAGCUCGCAAAGAAGGAGACGUCAGAGAAGGGCUCGGUGGAACUCCAACAAGAAGUCGAAAACCUGCGCCGCGAAAACGCCCUGGUCAAGUCCAUGUGGUACGACAUGAACCAGCGCCUCCUCAGCAACACCGUCAUCCUGCAAAGACGCAGCGAAGCACCCAAAGGCUGGCUCGGAAAACAAAGAGCCGCUGUCGGCGGCUCCAGCGUCUUAGGCCGGAGGUAG
Molecule: messenger RNA, 2304 nt
Organism: Alternaria ventricosa
Lineage: Eukaryota; Fungi; Ascomycota; Dothideomycetes; Pleosporales; Pleosporaceae
Exons: 7
Coding region: 1-2304 (767 amino acids)
Biological process (GO): cytoskeleton-dependent intracellular transport; cytoplasmic microtubule organization
Cellular component (GO): centrosome; cytoplasm
Molecular function (GO): microtubule binding; dynein light intermediate chain binding
Source: RefSeq, a predicted model, not a curated record